AAUGGAAUUCCCAUCGGAAAGACAAAAUAUAUAGUUUGUUUUAAAUUACUAAAAUGAAUCAGGAAAAUGAAUCGACCGAAGUAAAUUCAGAAAAUAUAGCAAGCACUUCAGGAGUUGCUACUCGGUUCUGUCUGGCUGCGUUGACGUUUUGGAACUUCAUACUAUUUUGUUUUUGCAAGACGAGUGUCAGUGAUUAAACAAAAACAUAAGAAUAUACGUUUUAUGCGUUACUAAAAAAAAGGAAAAAUAUACCAAUGGAGUUGACGAAAGGUAAAAAAUUGCUUACAUAACCUCUGUAUCAACAUAUGGAGAAUUCAAUUUUAUGAGUUGUUGUUAGUAUGUUAGUAAAGCAUUUAGUUAUAAAUAUAAAAUUACAGAGAUUCAUGUCAAGUAAAUUUUUCUUAAUAUGGUUUUACUUUUGUUAGUUGAAAUUAAUUAGUGAAUAAUAUUUGAUUGUUACCACAAAUUUUGUGGCUACUUAUUUAAACUUCCAAAAUAUAUUAUUUAUUAAUAAAUAUUGCUCAUAAAUAUUUCCAUGUACAUAUAAUUAUUUUAGUGAUUAAAUACAUAAAAGUAUAGUUUUUCAAAUUGGACUUCAUACUUUAAAAACAUUUUAAUCCUAUUAGAUUUUAUUUAAAACUUCUUUUAAAUUAUAUCAAGAAAAACAGCAACUCUAGCAAUACAAUGUGUUUUACAAGAGACUUAUUUUCUAGAAUUCUGAGUGUUUAUUUCUAAGAAUACUGUCCAGUAAUCUCCAAAUAGAUAAGAAACUAUCAACAUUUUAUUUUAAUCACAACUUGAACAAAUGCUUAAUCUGAAUUUUGUGUUCAGAUUAUAAUUAUGUUUUGUUCAUGUUUGUUUUUUUUUGAACUUUACUCGUUUGAAUUAAUUGACCUUGUCUUUAUGUACACAGUACCCAACGUGGCCUCUUGUUUUGUAACAGUCACUGCCUUUAAAUUUGGCAAUGGCAGCUACCUAUAUAAAUUUCAUGUUGUUUUUCUAUUAUAUGACUAACAUUUGUGGAUGCUACUAGUGUAAAAUUAAUUGGAACGGAAGGAAAAUCUAAUACACUGUCUGUAAUAAUAUUUUUGAUUGUUUAAAAAUAACUAGGUAGAUAGCAUUUAAAAAAUUCAAAUGAAACAAGUACCGCCAUCUAUCGAAUGAUUGUGGCAUUGAUUAUGUAUACGAAUACAGCCGGCGACUGUCAGGCCAAUCACACUAAACAUCAUUCUUUCCAAUCAAAUUCAAAAUAAAAAGAAAUUUAUUCGUUUUCAAUAAUAAAAAAAAAAAUCUUAAUUUUAUGAACAUUAGUGACAAGUAAAAUUUCUUAACCCACACGCUGUAUCUACGUAUUAAAAAAAACAGCUUAAUUAAAUUCAUUUUCGGAUGUAUUUUCUUCAUGAAACUUAGAAAUCUAUCAAUAAUACUGCGGCUCAUAAUUAUAUAAUGCCCAUAUUGUUACAACAGAUUGUGCCUUUAUAAGACCUAAUUAAAUUAAAUUCGAUAUCAGUCAAUUGAGUCAUUUAUAUGCCAAAGUUCGUCUUUGUAACAAAGUUUGUUUUAGUCAUGGGAAACAUUGAAUGAAUGAUUUCUAAUGUAUAGGUAAGCACGUCCACUGACUGCGUAUCUAACCUAUGUAUGGCGCGGUCGAAAUAAUGAGAAUAUUUAAAAAAAUGCAAUUGGUUAAUAAAAAUAUUGCCAGUGCCAUUCAGGGUACUUCCAUAACUGAUAGGUGUCGCUACUCGCGUUGUAGCGGCAUGAAUGCUAAAUCCAAAAAAUUUUUGUUAACCACUACAUACCAUUAUUGCAUUUUUUUGUCUACCUAAACACCUAUUCUAUUCUGGCUUCAUCCUUACUGGACUGGAGUAUAACGUACGCUAUUCAUAAUAUCAAUAGACAGUUCUAAUAAUUUUGUAAUAAUUAAUUCUAACUAAGAAAAGUUUGAAAUUGAUAAACGCGUAAAAAAUUAUUCGAAUUUCCAAGCGACGAAGGAUAUCGCGGUUGUAGUCAUUAAAGUUUGUUUAUACGCUCCGCUCAAUGCUGGUUUUAGUAUGAAUACACGCUCCAUCUGGCGGACGUUCACAUCCGUUUCCGGGCCUCGAUCCUUCAGUUUGUUUUUUCAACUUUUAUAAUGAUGAGAGUAACCAAAGUUUGUUUAGACGACAUUAACAAACGUUUAAAUUCAUUCAUAGUUUUGAACUCAUUCAUGGUGUCAGCUGCGAGCUUCGAGAUUGACCGUGGGUCUGUAAGUUUGUUAGGUAUAAAUGCGUUAUGCGAAUGAAGUUGUGUAGCGAUGCAUUUGUACGCGACAGUCCUCGUAGAUAACCAAUCUUAACAGAUAAGAGUAGAGCGUAGGCGCUACAGGCGAGGCAAAGGAAUUCGAAAGCCGAGCGGCGACCACCCAUAGGCAUGAGAACAUGGCCCCGUCCCCUUCCCCACGCUGUUUGCUCGCCGGGCACCGCCUCUCGCCGUUUCCCAAGCACCUUGCUAAAUUUUACUGAGAUUUUCUACUUGUAAUAAUUUCCUUCCAGAUUUUUUGAUAUUAGAAUGAAUACAUUUUUGGGUAUUAAUGCCUUGAAAACAAGCUUUCAGAUUAUUCACAUUAAAAAAAAGUGCUACGGAAUUUAAUAAAAAAACUUCAAAUACUGUUUGUCUAAAUUCCGAAGGGGCUUUUUUUCAGAAAAUUUAGGCUUUGACCCACCCAACAGUAAACUGCAGCCACAUUCCAUAGCCCCUUUUUUACGUUGUGUGGUCGCGGUUUCCGCCGAAGACGGCAACGUCGCGACUUAAAUAUGAAUGAAAUCCGGUCGGCUGUGAACGGUACGGCAACGUCGCCCCAGACGAUGCCUGAUUGAGAACUAUCCCUCCCGCUUCGUUCUUAGCGCCUUUUUACAUGACCACGAUCACGGCACGGUCGCCGUGCCAUGUGUGAAAUAGGAUUGUGUGAGUUAUGAUACCUAUGGUAUGAUGGCCGUGUAAUUAAAAAUGCUUUUUUGCGGCACGGAGCUAUGGUUUCGCCUCACCAUUGGACGCGAAGUCGAAAUCUCAAUUUCAUCACAUUAACGACUAUAAAGGAUAAUAAUGAUCCUUCUUCCAAACCCGAACAUACGAAGAUGUAAUGAUUACAGCUUAAACAUUUUCCCGCACGGCGACCGUACCAUGACCGCAGACGUGUGAAAAGGCACUGUUGUGAGAAAUACUAAAUCCUUUUUUUUAUCUUGGACCACCUUUUACACUGUAGGUUGAAAAUUGUAAAACAUCAAUUAUGAUAGAUACUAUGUACUGUGUUGUCAAUUUACAUAUGACAUAUUCUUUUUAAAUAGACAUGUUCUGUAUAAAGUCAGAAUGAGUGCAUUUUAGGUGUCCAUUUAAAGGAAAAUUUCAAUUGUUACAAAUUAUCUUUUUUUUAAUACUGAAGCAGACAGCUGUAAACGCACCCCAAUGACGUAGAUGUGGAACCCUCGUCAUUACGCACGCAUGCGCAUUUAGGGUGGUCGUCGCAAUACGAUACCGCCACCAAGGCAGACGAUGUGUACGACGAGUAUUUCGACAACGAUGCUUGAAGCCAGUCAAACGCCAUUAUAUAAAGAAAAUAAAAUAAAUCUUUCUGGAUACAUAGUGUAUAGUUUUAGAGAAAUGUGCAUUCAAAGUGUUACGUGAAUGUUUCGUGUCGUCGGAUUCGUUUAGACUUAAUAAUUCAAAAAUGCCACUAUUCGUAGAUACUAAAAACAGAAAUGUUGCUAAAAAUGGAGCUGCCGCCACGUUGGUGAUGUUAAAAAAUGCGCGGGAUGCAAAAAUGCGACCUUUCAUUGGUCCGCUCAUGUUAUCCUCAUGCGAGUCCUCAACGACAUCCACACUCCCGUCACCGUCGUCGUCAGCUGAUAAAACGGAUAAUCACGACACAUUCAACUUCCUUCCUGAUAUGCCCGACAUGCGUCGUGAAGAGGAACGUCUGAAAACAUUUGAUCAGUGGCCCGUUACGUUUUUGACGCCGGAACAAUUGGCCCGCAACGGAUUCUACUACCUCGGUCGCGGCGACGAGGUGUGCUGUGCUUUCUGUAAGGUAGAAAUUAUGAGGUGGGUCGAAGGCGACGAUCCUGCCGCCGAUCAUCGGAGAUGGGCGCCCCAGUGUCCCUUUGUACGAAAACAAAUGUAUGCCAACGCUGGGGGAGAGGCGGCCGCUGUCGGUAGAGACGAAUGUGGGGCCAGUGCGGCCACGCAGCCUCCCCGCAUGCCCGGCCCCGUGCACGCGCGGUACUCCACCGAGGCCGCGCGGCUCGCCACCUUCAAGGACUGGCCGAGAUGUAUGCGCCAAAAACCCGAGGAACUGGCAGAGGCCGGAUUCUUCUAUACAGGCCAAGGUGACAAAACGAAAUGCUUCUAUUGCGACGGAGGGCUAAAAGAUUGGGAAAGCGAUGACGUUCCGUGGGAACAGCACGCCAGAUGGUUCGACCGCUGCGCGUACGUGCAAUUGGUGAAAGGACGUGACUACAUUCAGAAGGUUAAGUCGGAGGCCACUGCGAUAUCUGCUAGCGAAGAAGAACAGGCCGCCACCAAUGAUUCGACUAACAACGUCGCUCAAGAGGGCGAGAAACAUUUGGAUGACUCUAAAAUAUGUAAAAUAUGUUAUUCCGAGGAGCGUAACGUGUGCUUCGUGCCGUGCGGCCACGUGGUGGCGUGCGCCAAGUGCGCGCUGUCGACGGACAAGUGCCCGAUGUGUCGCAGGACGUUCACGAAUGCGGUGCGGCUCUACUUCUCGUGAAAGGACCCUCCUCGCGAGCUGUAUACUAGUCACUUCACCGGGCGGCCCUGAAGCGUGCUGAAACCACCCUUCGAACGAAACCGCGUAUCCUGUGAUUUUUACAUUAAAUAAAUUUACAAAUUGAUAGCGGUGGGGCAAUGUAUAGGAACUCGUCAGAACUCGCGAGUUGACAUGCAGGAAGGAGUUAGUGAUUUGUAAACUUGUAAACUGAUGUUGAAAUGAUUUUAUUUAUUAUUUAAAAUUCUAAUGACAAAGUGUAAGUAAAUAAAUGUACAUAUUAUUUUAGAUUAUCAAUUUGUCCCACCGACAAAAGUGAAAUGUACAUAGGUGUUUUCAUAUCACUUCAACAGUCGAAGACCUUCUUUUUGAAUUUAAGGAUAUAUAUUUAUACAUAUAAAUUAAAAUUUUAACGAGACAUCAAUAUAAAUGUUUUAACAACUUAUUUAUACACUGAAAUCAAGUGAAGUGUAACAUGGUCUGAAGAAUGUUUUACUGAUUUCACUUCCCCUGUUGAAGUGAUAAAAUUCUAAUGUAAAUCCAGAGUUUAAAUAACGUCAUAAUUAAUAUAAGAAACAAGUUUUACGCUUCUUUUGCUUGAAAAAUCUUAUAAUUGAUUCAGGAAUUAUUUAAUGUGACUAUAUUUUGUUCCUGUAAAUAAUAUAAUAUAUACUAUUUAUUGAUUAAUUCUGACAUAAUUUAUGGCAAUUCCGUAAGAUACAAUCCAAUACUUAUUUCAUGUAACUCACUUCAAAAUAGUUGAAUGUGUGGUGUGAUUAUAAUGCUAAAUGUCUAAAUUUAUAAUAAAUUGAGCAAAGUUGCAUUUAAUGUAUGAAUACUAAUUAUUGUUUUAACAAAACAUUUAAGUAUAAUCUGCUCUGUGAUUUUAAUGUAUCAAGAAAUAACCCCAACACCUUAAUUGAAAUUUUUACAUUGUUGCUGAUAAAAAAAAUCAUAUCAAUUACAUUUACAAGUCAAUUUUAAUUGUUCAGAAAACAAACACAAUUUUGUUAGUGACUCCUGCUUUACGAAGUAGUAUGACAAACCAGUGUUUCGUUGAUUGCAUUAAUUUAGUUGUAAACAAUAUUUACACUCAACGUUUUAAGAUGUCAUUGAGGAUUUUUUUAUAAAAAAAUGGGAAUUUAUUUAUUGGUGUAUAAUACAAUCCCGCACAAGCCAUUUGCAAGUUUCUACACAACUAAAACGUAUUGUAUCCAUUAUCUAUACGUCAUAUCAUUAAUAUAUACUUGCUUUGGCAAACAUAUAUUCACGAAUAACUUCACAAUAUAUUUUUGUAAAUCAACAUAUUAAUGGUAAUUAACGAAUCGCACGGUACAAAUAGUGAUAACUGCUGAGUGCACUAAAUAGUAAGAGAAUUUAUUUAAACAGUCAAAUUUUGUUUCAUAAGUAGUUAUUUCAUACUGUUGAAUGUUAUUCAUUAAAACAAAUGUUAAAUCAAA
Molecule: messenger RNA, 6219 nt
Organism: Bombyx mori (domestic silkworm)
Lineage: Eukaryota; Metazoa; Arthropoda; Insecta; Lepidoptera; Bombycidae
Gene: Iap
Product: inhibitor of apoptosis protein
Exons: 3
Coding region: 3704-4762 (352 amino acids)
Biological process (GO): negative regulation of apoptotic process; positive regulation of protein ubiquitination; regulation of cell cycle
Cellular component (GO): nucleus; cytoplasm
Molecular function (GO): ubiquitin protein ligase activity; cysteine-type endopeptidase inhibitor activity involved in apoptotic process
Source: RefSeq, a predicted model, not a curated record